AUGGCUGCGCCACGGCGGCGUAUGGGCCUUGAAAAGAUAGGUCUAUAUGAUGUUGGCCGGGCGAUUGGCAAGGGAAACUUUGCGACGGUUCGGAUAGCACGGCACAGGAUUGCAAAGACCAAGGUGGCAAUCAAAAGUAUCGAUGUGUCGGCGCUUGAUAGAGAGAACCUGGUAAAGUUGGAACGAGAGGUGAGGAUUGUCAAGAUAAUUGAUCAUCCACACAUUGCCAAAAGUUAUGAGAUCAUGAGGGUUGACAACAUGUUGUACAUUGUGAGCGAGUACUGUAUGAGUGGAGAGUUAUAUGAAACACUGAUUGAAAAAGGAAGAGUGGCUGAGGAUGUUGCCAGGAAUUGGUUUUCAGAGACAGCAUCAGCAGUUUCAUAUUUGCAUUCGCAAGGGAUUGUUCAUCGAGAUUUGAAAGCUGAAAAUAUUCUAUUAGGCAAAAAUUCAAAGAUAAAAAUUAUUGAUUUUGGGUUUUCAAAUUUCCAAACUGGCGAUCAACUGUUGAAUACAUGGUGCGGUUCUCCUCCAUACGCUGCACCUGAAUUGUUAUUAGGUAACUCAUACGAUGGCAUGAAAGCUGAUAUCUGGUCUAUGGGGGUGUUGUUAUACAUUCUCGUGACUGGUGGAUUUCCUUUCCCGAGUGAUUCAGUGAACAAACUCAAGAGAUCCGUUCUCUCCGGCGUCGUUAAGAUUCCGUAUUGGGUUUCUGUUGAAUGCGCUGAUUUCAUCCGGAAGAUGCUUGUGUUAAACCCUGGGAAGAGAUAUUCAAUUCAAAAUGUUCUUCAACACAGAUGGAUGUAUAUUAGGAAUGACGCAAAGAAAACCCAGGUGCAACUUCUGGAAGCAAUACCAGCAAGUUCAAUUGACAUCCGACAGCAGUCCAGUAAACUGAACCCAACGAUUAUGAUGUUUAUGCAACAACAUGGGAAAUGGAGUGAAGAGCAAAUUAUUGAUGCUGUGCUGGGACGCGACUUUGAAAGCCCAAUUUUCGCAACAUACGAACUUUUGGCUGAUAAGGUCAAGAAGGGGUCUCUUGAAGGUACAGGGGAAGAGUAUCCAAGGAGGGGCUCUAGGGGUUCAAUAUUGAGUGGAAAAGCAAAUGUAGAUGAACAACCACUGACACCAACGAUAUCUGCCCACCAACUUGCACAAUUGAAUCUUUCAAGUCCCGAUUGUGAUUCUGAUGACUCAUCGAAUUCUGAUUUGUGCGAUGAUUCUCCGCUCAGUUCAAUGGAACCAAAUCAUGACCGUCAGUUUGGACUGCCUAGAGGACUGGAAGUGUUUGGAAAUAGGUUUGAGAACAGACGACAUACACUGUGUGCAAGUGAACAACUCCUGUCACCAAACAUGAUGGGACAGUUUCCACCACCGAAUCUGUUACUCAAUAACUUUAUGAUGAACCCAAUUGGUUUUCCACCGAUGCCAGAAGGACAAGCCGCUGAGUUUCCACUACCCUCCCUUCAUCCGGGCCUUGGCACAUUUCCCAUCGCGGAUUACUCAAAAAUGUUACCCGUACCAAAAAGUGAACGACGAGCGUCAGCAGGAGAAACACUUCUUCCAACGAAUAUUGAUUUGCAACAACAUCUUGCAAAUCUUUCUGCGAAUCCUGCAUCUUUUCCGACAGUCGAAGAAGAAGGAAGAUCGUAUCUUGCCAAGUAUGGAGGGAAACGAAAUACUGUACACUGUCUUGGUAAUCAACUAGGAGGAGGUAUCCAGAAUCCAAUUCCAAGGUAUCAAAGAACACCAUAUGCUAAAGCGCCACCAGCAGAACGACGGAGUAGUUGGGCUUCUCCUUCAUUAUCAGCUCAACAGCAAACACAUCUUGAGAAGAUCUUCAAAGAUGCAUUACAAACAAACAGUGACAUAUCUCGUCUGCAUAAGGAGUUCAAAAAUCUUUCUCAUGGAUGUGCACAAUCACAAAUUACAAACGAGGGAAGUUCUUUGGCUUGUCCACAAAUCUCCAUAACGGACGAGUACAAUCGACAGCAUAACAUUGCACCAUCAGCAUCAUCGUUUGAUCCCGUUAGCAUAUUCCAGAAAAAUGCACAAGAAGUAGUUUUUGGCCAACGACCAGCAACGGCCAUCGGAUUCUCGUCAACUUCGUUCUCGGGAAUGUCAACACCGGAGCAAACCACCAAAUCCACUGAUGAUAGAAUUAAGAGUUGUGUUACUAUACUACCGUUUGAUGAAGUUGUGCAUACACUCAAAUCCAGUUUGAAUUCGAUGAAGAUUCCAUUCCAAGAAACACAUGAAGUGGUUCCUGAAUCAGAAUCAACAGAAAUGAGACGUCUGUCAUUACCGUCCGGAGUGGAGAUAGGUGUUGCAGUGUUACCUCCAGAACUCAAGUCUCACGUCGAAUUUGCGAUUAUUAACAAUGAUUCACCAAAUUCCGAUUUUCUUUGCGAUCAGCUCAUAUCUCACUUGCGAUACAUUGAUCCCACUCUUAUUUCAGAGUGA
Caenorhabditis remanei is the source of this 2460-nucleotide messenger RNA. RefSeq lists its product as uncharacterized. The transcript is spliced from 16 exons. Gene Ontology annotation, molecular function: protein serine/threonine kinase activity; tau-protein kinase activity; ATP binding. Bases 1 to 2460 code for a protein of 819 amino acids. The record is from RefSeq and is a predicted model, not a curated record. Gene Ontology annotation, biological process: protein phosphorylation; intracellular signal transduction; microtubule cytoskeleton organization. Lineage: Eukaryota; Metazoa; Nematoda; Chromadorea; Rhabditida; Rhabditidae. Gene Ontology annotation, cellular component: cytoplasm.